CAUGCCAGCCCACCGACUUCCGCGACGUGUGUUGUUUGCGCGCCGGGGGUGUGGAUGGAAGAAGAGGAGGGGUGGCCAAGCGAUGACUUGGUCCAGAGGAAUGAAGACCCUCACUUCGAAGCUGGCCUCGGUUGGAGCGUCUCGGCUCCCUGGUUGGGGUCCGAAAGACGAUGAACACGUUUGGUUGGACACACUUGCUGAUAUGGCUAGGAGCCGACCUCAGUGGCGUUCGUGCUGUGAGUUUCUUUGUCCCACCCCAUCCCUCUUAGCCUCCCCCUCCAACCACGAUCUCAUUACUUAGCCUUAUAUAAUUUUGCAUAAUAAUUUUUUUG
This is a messenger RNA of Dicrocoelium dendriticum, 332 nucleotides long. The record is from the annotation of a GenBank genome assembly. Lineage: Eukaryota; Metazoa; Platyhelminthes; Trematoda; Plagiorchiida; Dicrocoeliidae.